AUGGCAGCAGCUGAAGCAGCUGUCAAAGAGAAGAUUGUGAAACUGGCUGAAGAGACCUUCUGUGGCUCUGGGGAUAUCGAAGCACAAGAUGCCAAGUCGUUUCACCAAUACUUUUUGCAGACUUACCCACCUGGCUCUGCAGAGCGCUCCAAGCUGCUUUCUGACCUUCACGGCUUGGAAAACCGUCUCAAGGCCUUGACAGGCUGGGUUCCGCCAGCUGCAGUUGACACAGUGCUUCCUUUCAAUGCUGGCCAGAUCCAAAGUUUUGUGGUUGCCCCUUGGCAGCUUGGGCUUGCAGCUGAGGAUUCAGUCAAGGGCCCGUCCAAGAUCGUGUACAUCUUGGAUACUGUGUCAAAUUUCUUGGCCAGCCCAUAUCGUUCUGAAAGGGAACCGCUUGACUUGCUGUUUUCUCCAGGGGCCCGCCCUGGUGAACCUGUGGUUGAUUGGUCCAUGGUUCAUGCGAUUGGAAUGGGAAAAAGUAGCGCAUGCCGAAUCAUUUUGGAAUGCACCCUGCGGCUUGGCCUCAGUGAUCUUGAGCUUGUGGCAAUUUCAGAUGUCUUGAAAGCCUUGCUGCGGAUGAAGGCCACUUAUGAACCAUCUGCCACAGAGGAGCAGCAGUUCAUGCGAAGCUUGGGUUUCAAAAGUCAAAUGGCUGAGCGAUCCCGACCAGACCCUCUGAUGGUAGCUUGCAAAUGGUCAGACCUGCUGCGUGGUCAGGGUUUGAAUUUUGCUGCUGUCAUUGACCAACGCAUUCAGGCAUACAACAAAGGGCGCACAGAAGCUGUAGCAAUUUCACAACAAGAAAAGGCGUUCAUCAAGCUGUAUGUCCACCAAGCCCCGGAGUUCACUGAGCUUCUGGAGUACCAUUGGCAAAAUUUCAAGGUUGCUGAAUCCGCAGUCCCUUUGAAAAUUUGGGCAAAUCCAGACCUCUCACCAGACACAAAGCAGAUUCGUUCUGGUGGCAAAGCCUUGUGGACAAACAUCUUGAAGUGGACCCCAGCUAAGAACUACUACUGGUUGCUUCGGGCGAUUGGAAUUUUCCUGAAGAAUUUGAAAGAAGCCCAGAUGGCAGGCAAGAACGUAUCCUUGAAAAGUAUGGCCAACAGGUUUCGCUCAAACUUCAAAGAUCCAUUGGCCCAUGACCAGGCUUCUCUUUUCGGCCAUUUCCUUCCAGAAUGGAAGUCUCAUGUCACAAACACCCAGUUGGAUGAUCUGAUUGCGCGCUUCAGCAAGGGUUACUUGAACAAGGAACUUGAGGAGAAGCUCAAGCUGAUGGAGCCAGAGCUCAAGGCAACGGAUUUUCGAUUCAUUCAGCAGGUCUCUGGUCAGUGGUCUUCGGUUCUUGGUUCCUCGGUUCUUGGUGAUGGAACACAGGAAGCUGAGCGCGCGAAAGAGCAGGCUGAAUUCAAUUUGUUUCAAUCCAGGCUGGCAAAAGAGGCCGCUAUGUUUUCUGACUACACCCGGCAGCUGCAACUGUUCCAUGCAAGGCAGCAUGAGGAAAAGGUUGCUGCAAACUUGUGCCUGAAGCAAGCCUUGGCUGCUGCAACAGACACUUUCUCAAACCACUGGAUGCCAUGCAGGCGCACCAGUGAAUCUGGGGUUCUGCCCUAUGUCAAUGAAGUCAUGGUCUCCUUUGCAGAAAGUGAGGGGAUUUCCAGCAGCAAAGCCUUACAGCUUCACAUUGCUUGCUUUGACAAGCUGGGCCUCCAUUGGUUUGCAAACGCAAAGCCCACUGUCUCCGUCAUUGCCAAUGCAGUUGGCGCUGCACCUGAGAAUGUGGCAGCCAUAGUGUUUGCCCCAAACGUUGGGAAGCCAGGGGAUGCAUACGACAUGCUGAAGAUUCAAGAAUCAGAGGAUGAACUGGACGCAAUGCUGCGGGAAGACACCUACAACCUUCGAGCCACCCGCGGCUUCAUUUCAUUUUCAGAAGAAUCGGUUGGAUGUGGCAAAUCUAAGAGGCCAGGUGGAACCACUUUUUGGUUUGUGGUUUCCAAGGUCCGGAAUGCAAAAGGCGAGCUCAUCUCCAAAUGGAAUGGUUGCUUCCUCCAGGUGCGAAAGCGUACAGUCGCGGAAUGCCCAGUGUUGCCACGCACAUCAUGGGUGAACCCGUGCUCACCCAUUGCUCGGCCACUUGGUGGCGCCAACAUUUCCAAAGCAGCUCGCUCCAAGCAGUGGGCCACAGGAGAAGGUUUUUGGCGCACUGUCUUGCAGUCAGCUGUGGAAUGGCUGUCUUUGGACAAAUCCUGGGUGAUUUUUGUCGUCGAUCUUCACCCUUAUGACGGCACACUUCAAAAGUGCAUCACGAAUUUCCAUUCCAGUGCAGGCAAACUGCCUGAGUUUGCUUCCAUUGCUCCCAUUUGGGCGAAUUUGGGUUCUAUUGAUGAUGGUGAAGGUGACAAGCCAGACAACCUGCGAAUUGAAGCUUUUUGCCGACAGUCUCUCAAAACCCACAUAGAAGGAGAACUGCGCAGUGGUCGAUUGAAGGUAGCAGGCUUCACCAUGCCAGAAGCCAAUGAGCAGACUGCUGUGAGCCCACCAAUUUACAAUGAGGACUGGCUCGACAAAGUGACAGCCACCUUUCCUACUUUGGGAGAUGAGGUCCAGAAGGCCAUUGGUGAGCACAACAAAGUGCACAACCCCUCUGGUGUUCCAUACAAAGGAGAGAAGAAGAGAACAGCACCCGAAGCCCAGGAGGAGGAAGAGAAAUCAGCUGUGACAUUGGAGCCGGUUGACACCACCAUUGAGAAGUUGUCCCCAGACGCGCAACUCUGCGGACCAGAUGGUCACUAUGAACUUCUGGUGAAAGGUCCCCAUUUGUACUUGCAUGGGCUUGCUGACUGUGUCGUGAGUGCACAGAGCCCCGUGUGCCAUUUUUGGGGCAGAUACCUCUGCGGGUCAACGGACAAGAAAGAUAUCGCCAAGUUUCAAGGCCAAAUGCUUCCAUGGCAAAUGGACAGCAAGGAGUAUGUAGCUUGCUUUGCAGUGGAAGAUGAAAGCAACAAUGUGGACUUGGCAGAUUUUCCCCAGAACCCUCAAAGUUUGAUUGCAUUCUUGCGUCACCUGGAGGAAAAUUCACUUGUGGGUGUCAACAUCGAGGUCCAUGAGGUCAAGUACACACAGAAGCCUGAUACCUUGCAGCCAGGCCAAGUGACUACAGAGUACAGCAUCAAGCCCACUGAGGAAUGUUUUUUUCUGCCACAGCCAUUGCCAAAAAACACAAAGAUCUUGUUGGAGAAUGCGGCUUCUGUGAUUGCAAAGGGCGAUUUUGAUUGGAACACUGGCCGCCACUCCAAAAAUCAUUUGCAGAUGUACCUCAGCCUUGAGUUCCACACAGCUCGGAACACCAUUUUGCCACGCAGGCCAAAGGUUUUCCUGACAAAGCCAGUGAAGCUCACUAAGGGCCAGAUUGCUCUGGCUGAAGCAAAGGACAUUACCCAAGACCUCGAUGUUGUUGAGCUGUGGUCCGGUGUGGGCAGUAUUGCCGGAGCAGCCCAGGAGAAAUUCUUCAAGGCCGAGACCAUAGAACUCACAGAUGGCCAAGACCUUACCUCCAAGGAGGGGUUCAAGGAGGCUGAGGCCAAGGUUUUGCGACUUGGCAAAGGCAGUCUCUUAUGGAUGGGUUUGCCUUGCAAAAGUUUUGUCUUCCUCAAUGCCAGCAAUUGCAAGCGCAACCCAUACAACCAGUACAAAGGUGAUACUUCGUAUCAACCAGUGAAGGAAGGCAACCUCUUUGCAAAUGAAGCAAAGUAUUUGGGCCAAUUGGCUCUGCAGCGUGGUGUCCAAGUUGUCAUUGAGAAUCCGCCUCAGAGCACCUUGUGGCAAUACCUUCCCACCAGCUUCAUGAAGCAGCUUUCAAGCUCAGCAGUUUGUCACCGAUGCUCAUUUGAAAAGGCUCCUGAUGGAAAACGGCUUUGGAAGCAGUACAAGUUCUACUGCUCUGACCCAUGGAUUGGUGACCUGCAGGUCGGGUGCAAGUGCCAGCAGGGCCACAUUGCCUUGACUUCAAAGAAGGAUGGCAAGGUGACAGGGAAGUUGGAUCUUUUGAGCGAGUCCGCUGCAUAUCCCAUUGCAUUGGGCCAAGCUGUCAUCUCUGCAUGGUCCAGCCAGGAUGUUCAUGAUCCUGUGGGUGAGCCACGAGCCAGCAAGCGCUCGUGGCAGAGCUUGGAUGUAGCAGUGCCCCAAGACAAAGGGCGCGAUUGGAAAACCAUUCCUGUGGAUGAUGAAGUUGCCCAAGCAGUAGUGAAGAAACGCAAAGCUUGCAUCUCAGCUGCUUCAUGGCAAGAGUUCAUGCUGUCAAAGCCAGCUGACAAAGAAUUGAACCAAUAUGAGACCAAUGGCAUGGACAAGAAUCGCAUACAAAGGGUCUUUGCGGAUGGCUGUUCCUGCAAACGAAACUGCAUCAGCACACUCUCUUUUGCAGAUGCUGUUGGUUGGUGCCACGCUUUCCACAUGGCUGACCAAGCAAAGCGACAGAUUUUGCUAUUUGCCUUGUACCACCCCGACAUAGAGUGGGAAGACAAGGAGGCUUUGACAAUUUCUGAGAGACACCAGAAAACUUACUUGGAAGUUUCAGGUGUGCGGGUGUGUGUUGCAGCAUUUUGCCGCUUGCUUGGAGUGAGCAAGAAGACGUUUUACAAAAUGAUUUUUGGGCAACCAGACAUGCGCCGGAAGGAUGGCAAAGACGAGCAGGUAGUACCUGAAGACGGCGGAAGCUUGGAUGAAGAGGCAGAUGCAACCCAGAAACUCAUGGAUUGGGUGGUUGUGACUGCUGCACUGGCCCAUGGUUACGUCACUUCAUGGUUCCUAGCCCCAGAUGAAUUGACCCAUGGAGCUGAUGCAUUGCGAAUCGACAACACAGUGGCCCAGGCCAAGAAUGGGUUCGUGGGAGCUUUUUGCGCGUAUGUGACUCGCCAUGGCAUUGAGGCGCCCCAUAGUUUUUGCUACAAGCUGUUCAUGGAUUUAACUGGGGAAGAGAAAGCAAAGGCCACCCAUCAUCGCUGGUUUGGCGCAGCAGGUGACAAGGAUGUCAUACUGCUUGGACAGUAUCCGGACUUUCUCUCCUGA
Messenger RNA from Cladocopium goreaui, 5064 nucleotides. Lineage: Eukaryota; Dinophyceae; Suessiales; Symbiodiniaceae. The record is from the annotation of a GenBank genome assembly.